AUGAUACCGCUCGACGCGUCCCAACCUAUAUAUGAUGUCCCAGAUCCUUCAGGAAUCCCAGAUGCAAACGAAGACAGACCAUUACCUGGGAAAGAAUUGCCUCGUCUGGAUUCCGGAUUCUCCCCUUUAGCAUUUGGGGGCGCUGCUUUCUCCGGUCAUUACCAAUCGGAAGAUCACAUCCGUUCGAGCGAGCCAUUCAGGACACUUCGUCUUGCGUUGCGCUAUGGUAUAACCACGAUCGAUACAUCCACAUACUAUGGCCAGUCUGAGAUCGUCCUGGGUUCGAUCCUCCGUGCUCUCGAACCCGAGUUCCCUCGUUCAUCAUACAAACUUAUGACUAAGUGUGGUCGAUUCGGGGGUAACAAACAAAAUUUCGACUACACGCCCUCCACGCUCCGCAAAUCUGUCCAACGCUCCCUAGAACGGCUCGGGACGACGUACCUCGACGUUCUCUACUUACAUGACGUCGAAUUUGUCGCAGAUCCUAUAUAUCCUGAAGAUCCUACCGGAGAUCCGACACGUGUCAUCGAUGACGACACACUAAGAGCGGUCUGGGGUCUGGACGAGAACAAGAGCCGUGGGGAAGGGGAUGAUAAAAUUGUUGCCGCGUACAGUGAAUUAAGAGACAUGCGUUCUGAAGGACUCGUUCGAGCUAUCGGUAUCACCGGAUACCCACUCCCGACUCUUCUUCGUCUAGCCUGUCUCUUAACCCAAACGUUCUCCGAACCCCUCGACACAUUGAUGUCCUAUUCCCACCACACCCUCUCCUCUCCUACAGCCCUGGCAUCAUACAUUCCUCUCUUUUUCAGUCCUUCCCGUUCGCAUUUCUCCAUCCCACUCGUACGGAAUUUGUUUUGUGCAUCGCCACUUAAUAUGGGAUUCUUCGGCGAUAGGCAGUUGCCUAGUUGGACUUCCGUCUCGAACGGGAUGAAAGCCAUUAGAAAGGAAGUGAUCAAGUUUUUGGAGGAGGAUGAGGACGGGAAGAAGAGGUGGGAAGGUGGAAUAGUUGAUUUGGCUUUGGGAUACGGGUUUAGGAGGGGGACACUGUCGAAGGAAAUUCCAACCGUUAUAGGGUUAAGCACCCUCAACGAGGUACACGAGGCUGUUAGGGUUUGGUGGGAGGUGAACGAGGAUGCCUUUUUCGAACAUCGUCAUGUGGACAAGUUCAAGGCAGCCAGGAGGAAGGAACUGGAGAAGGAGGUGACAUCAAUGUUUGAGAGAGGUGGAUGGUUGAAUUGGAGUUGGGCGAGCCCGCCAUUACUUUAG
This is a messenger RNA of Cantharellus anzutake, 1266 nucleotides long. RefSeq names its product NADP-dependent oxidoreductase domain-containing protein. The record is from RefSeq and is a predicted model, not a curated record. Gene Ontology annotation, cellular component: cytosol. Bases 1 to 1266 code for a protein of 421 amino acids. Lineage: Eukaryota; Fungi; Basidiomycota; Agaricomycetes; Cantharellales; Hydnaceae. The transcript has 6 exons. Gene Ontology annotation, biological process: dehydro-D-arabinono-1,4-lactone biosynthetic process. Gene Ontology annotation, molecular function: D-arabinose 1-dehydrogenase [NAD(P)+] activity.